AUGAGGCCCUGCACUACCUCUGGGAGUAGCAAUGCUGCAGCAGUCCAGCAAAUGCUUGAGGAUGCAUUGAGAAUCGAUGACGAUGGCGAAGUAAAUAGGGGGGAGGGGACUACUUACCACUCUUCCGAAACACUAGAACCGGAAGAAUUCAUUCAACCAGAUUCCAUGCUUGUCAAACCAGAUCAAAGCACACCCGAAUCCGAUAGCCUCCUUAUUCCCUACGAGAAUUUCACUGGUGCUAUCUUAGGCUCCUCGUUCCGCUUCCUGGGCCUUGACCGUAGCGAAAACCAUGGCGACGUGUACUUGUUAGAAAGACUCAGUCCCAGCGACAACAAGUAUGAAGCAAAAGCCUACAUUCUCCAUGGCAUCCCCCAAAAGCUAUACAAGUACCGUAUCAGAAAUCUGAAGAGACUAGCGGGCAACUGCUCCUUCGUGUGCUCAGUCAACCAGCAGGGGAGAAAGUUUGUAGUCAACCGACGACCCAAAACUGUGCCUGCGUAUCCUACGCCGCCCUCUCAGCUCGGUGCCAUGGGUCGUCGCGGGACGCCAGAGUUCCAGAAAGCGUUUCCAAAACUCCCCAAACCAGGUAGGCCCGCUGACUGCUCUUUUUGCGUCAGCUUCGACUUAGUGCCAUCCAAAGAAUCGCUGGCUAACCAUCUUGAAGCACGCAUUCAGACUUCUGAGCCAACCUCGAGAACGAAGACGGACUCACUGGUUGACUCUAUCGAACAGCAUCUCCAGACGAAGGAAGUACAAUCUCUCCUGCCUCCCGGAGGCUCAGAGCUCUUGAAAACAGCGUUGAGAGCCACUUUUGCCUCAAUAGCCAUCGAUUUCAGUCUGGUGCAAAACUCAGAGGCCACCAAGCCGAAGGUUGAGCGGACAUGGCGUCAGAUGGAGAGCAGAAGGAUCAGACAAUGGCGGUCCCGGGUGAAAAAAAGGGCGGAGAAAAGAUUGGAGAAAGGGGUAGAGGAUGGGAACCAAUGA
Messenger RNA from Endocarpon pusillum Z07020, 984 nucleotides. RefSeq lists its product as uncharacterized. Bases 1 to 984 code for a protein of 327 amino acids. Lineage: Eukaryota; Fungi; Ascomycota; Eurotiomycetes; Verrucariales; Verrucariaceae. The record is from RefSeq and is a predicted model, not a curated record. The transcript has 2 exons.